Messenger RNA from Poecilia reticulata (guppy), 2229 nucleotides. Lineage: Eukaryota; Metazoa; Chordata; Actinopteri; Cyprinodontiformes; Poeciliidae. The record is from RefSeq and is a predicted model, not a curated record.
UUCCAGAUGAUUACAGGCAUUUAACAGGCUAGUUCCUCUCAUCCUAACAAAGCAGCAGUGAUACCUUGAAGAGUGGACAUCUCUGGCAGGGCUGCGAGGUGAGAUUUCUUUGAUUCUACUACAUUUUGUCGUUCAUUCCGUGACAUGAGGGCAUAAAUACAAAAAAUGAGCGGGGAAAGCAAGAGUGCCAGCAUUUCAGGAAGCCUGGCUCUGGAUGGCUCCGCGGAAGGACUCUCCAUUAAAGGGAAUGCAGAUAACACUAUCGCUGCAAAAAGUGACAUAAAAGCAGAGGACGAUAUUGUCGGAGCCACGAUAAAUCUAAGCAACCUUGAUGAAAGUGAUGUGCGUACCAUCCUGGAGACCCUAAAGCCAUAUGAACACAAUAUGAAGGUUCUGACGAAAAAGGACCUGAGUGCUGGUGUUGGGCUUGACUCGUUUGGAUUGGGUUUCAAAAACUCUACAGAGGGGCUGUUAAAGUCAGAUCUUUCACUGGAUUCAUCUGCUGACCUGCCAACGAUUUCCUUCAACGGCCUUAGUGAAGGGCUGAAUGCUGAUCAUGGAGUGGGUGGUAAAAUAACUGGCCCCACUAUCAACGGAGACCUCCCCAAACUCAGUUUUAAUAAUCCAUCGGCCAAUACUGGUGCUGCAGUCACAAUGCCAUCUGUAGGACUACCACGAUCAGAUAUAGACGGCUCGCUUAAAACGCCUGAUAUCAGUGUGUCAGCUCCACAAGUCAAGAUGCCAAAUGCAUCCUUGAAACUUGAUAAACCAGAUUUGAAAUCAGGUGAAUACCAGGCCCCAAACUUCAAGUUGCCAAGCUUAAAACUGACAAAAACAGAAAUGGAUGUUUCUGGUGACAUGGAUCUUCCAUCUGUAAGUGGAAAGGUAGACGCACCAAAUCUCAACUUAUCAGCUCCAAAGUCAGGUUUUAGUGGAGGGCUAAAUGUUGAACAUGGAGUGGAUGGUAGAAUAACUGGCCCCACUAUCAAAGGAGACCUCCCCAAACUCAACCUUAAUAAGCCAUCAGCCGAUGUUGAUGCUGCAGUCACAACGCCAUCUAUAGAACUACCAGGAUCAGAUGUAAAAACAGAUAUAGACGGCUUGCUUAAAACGCCUGUCAGUGUGUCAGCUCCACAAGUCAAGAUGCCAAAUGCAUCCUUGAAAAUUGAUAAACCAGAUUUGAAAUCAGGUGAAUACCAGGGCCCAAACUUCAAACUGCCAAAAACAGAAAUGGAUGUUUCUGGUGACAUGGAUCUUCCAUCUGUAAGUGGAAAGGUAGAUGCACCAAAUCUCAAUUUAUCGACUCCAAAGUCACAUUUUAAGAAGCCAAAUUUGGAAUUCAAUGAGCCAAAAGGAAAUUUGAAUGACCCUGAUCUAAAAUUAGAAUCCCCCAAUGCUGAUAUUGAGGCACCUUCAGGCAAAAUCAAAUGGCCACAUUUAAAAUGGAAGAGCGCCAAAGUUAAAGGACCAGAUACUGAUCUAGAUGCUGGAAUUUCAAUACCUGAUGCCAAUAUGCCCACGGCAAAGGCUGAUAGGGAUUUAGAUGUUGAUAUUGACUUUCCCAAAGCAGACAUCAAAGGCCCUGAGGUAGAUGUUGAUUCCCCAUCUGGUAAAAUCAACUGGCCCCACACAAAGUGGAAGAAACCAAAAUUUCAUGGCUCAAAGGAUAGUUUGGAUAUAGAUGCAAAUAUUGAUCCUGCAGAUCUUGACCUUUCUCUUCCAAAUGUGAAGGGGGAACUUGAUCCCCCAGAUGUUGAUAUGAACCUGCCAAAGGUGGAUAUUAAAGACAAAGACCUUGAUGUGCAAACCCCAGACAUUGAUAUUGAUCCUCCAUCUGGUAAAAUCAACUGGCCUCAUUUGAAAUGGAAGAAACCCAAAGUUCAAGGCUUGGCAAUAGAUGGAGACCUAAACGCACCAGAUGUAAAUCUUGCAUCUCCAAAAAUCGAGGGUGACAUUGAUGCUCCCAAAGCUGAACUGAAUCUCCACAAAGCUGACCUCACAGCUCCAGAUGUUGAUGCUCCCUCAGGAAAAAUCAACUGGCCUCAUCUGAAAUGGAAAAAACAUAAAGUUCAUGGCCCAAAAGCUGAAGUGGACGGAGAUUGGAAUACACCAGAUGUUAAUCUCUCAACUUCAAAGAUUGAUGGUAAAAUUAACUCACCAGACAUUGAUCUGAAUUUACCUAAAGCUGAUUUCCCAAGAUUGAAGGUGAAAUACACACACCAAAUCUGA